AUGCCUUGGGGUAAGGAUAGUAGAAAUUGCUGGAACGAGAGCCCUACCGAGCUUUUUAAACACCCUGUCUCAAAGACUGAUAUUGAUACCGAAAGUGUCCCUACUGGAAUCAGCGUGAACAAUAAGAAGCGCAUCGCCAUGGUCGGUACCUCGGAUGACGAUCUACCGUCCUCGAGCAGCCGCGACCUUGUCCUCCGACAUCCUACCCUGGAGGAGUGUGUCGCCAUUUGGAAGAACAGUUCUGUUGCAUGGGUCGAAUCGCUCACGCCCUCUCUGUAUCUGGAAGAGUCGUUGUACCUUACUACGGUUCCCGUGGCCCGUGAUGGAGGACUGACCAUCUGGAUACUUGUCCACAAGGACCAAGCUCCUGGCGAGCGUCACAUCCUAUGUUCUUGCGAAAGCUUCUACAAGCGUUCCCUCACCAGUGACAGCAACGGUGUAGUCAGCGAUAAUAUGGUCCACACGAUCGCUAGUGUAUUUUGCGCCCCACCAUAUCGUCGUCGGGGUUAUGCAUCGCGCAUGAUGAGUGAAAUGGCCAAGGUGCUAUACAAAUGGCAAAAGGAGACUCUACCAUGCAUGGGUACUACCCUAUACUCUGACAUUGGAAAAGAGUAUUACGCCCAACUAGGGUGGCACCCGAACGCGACGAAUCUUCAUGUUGAGAUUCAACCAGAAGCUAUCUCAUGGCCGUCAAUCGCUAAGCCAGUCACCGAAGAAGACCUCGAAGGCUUGUGUAGGCGCGACGAAGUCAUCGUUCGAUCUCGCAUGGCUGUACCUACAGAAGAGAUCAAGACGCGGUUCACAAUCAUCCCAGAUUUGGAUAAUAUGUACUGGCAUUUCGCAAAGGAGACCUUUGCCUGUAACCAUCUCUUUGGAAAGUUACCAACGGUAAAAGGCGCCAUAGUCGGUUCACCAGGCAAUCAGAUGUGGGCACUUUGGGCACACCGGUACUAUGGCCGUCACGACGUCGAACCCAAAAACAAUGUAUUAUACAUACUGCGCUUAGUCUUGGAGAUCGACGAGACUGCCACGAGGCUUCCUUCAGAUGCUGCAAAACGACCCGCUCAAGAGGUGUACGAGGAACAAGUCGAGUCUCUAAAAGCUAUACUACAAGCUGCGCAGGCCGAAGCUAGUGAAUGGAAGCUGGAUGUCGUCAGAUUGUGGGACCCAUCGCCCUUAGUAUCGGAGUUAAUGGACCGAACUGGAAUCCAGCACACUAUCGUGGAACGUGGAGAAGAGAGCAUUGCUAGUCUGUUGUGGUAUGACACUGAUGGCAGUAUCGCCAAAGAUACGCCCUUGUGGGUUAAUAACGAGCAUUAUUCAUGGCAGUAG
This is a messenger RNA of Pyrenophora tritici-repentis Pt-1C-BFP, 1332 nucleotides long. RefSeq names its product putative lysine acetyltransferase protein. Lineage: Eukaryota; Fungi; Ascomycota; Dothideomycetes; Pleosporales; Pleosporaceae. The record is from RefSeq and is a predicted model, not a curated record.